AUGCUGAUGCAUGUUGAGCAGGAGGGAGAGAACCCCAACAGCAACGACGAUUUCGUCAUCGACCGUCCACACAGAUAUUACAAACUUCUGUCAGUAGAUGUUUUGGCGCCUGUGGCGGUAAGGAAUGACAUGAUUGGUCAUAACAGGGAGACGAGGAGGGAAGGUUUUGCGAAGGUCUUCCGCUGGUCUGGUCUGGUCUCAGAGUUCGAGUGGACGCUGAGGUGCGAGUAUGCGUCCUCCAAGACUGGUACCUGGCAACAGGCCAAGUACACGUGCGAAUGCGGGCACACGCCCGAAGAGCAGGCGAGCAACCCGUGA
Guillardia theta CCMP2712 is the source of this 318-nucleotide messenger RNA. RefSeq lists its product as hypothetical. The transcript has a single exon. The coding region runs from base 1 to 318 and encodes 105 amino acids. The record is from RefSeq and is a predicted model, not a curated record. Lineage: Eukaryota; Cryptophyceae; Pyrenomonadales; Geminigeraceae.